Molecule: messenger RNA, 483 nt
Organism: Colletotrichum orchidophilum
Lineage: Eukaryota; Fungi; Ascomycota; Sordariomycetes; Glomerellales; Glomerellaceae
Exons: 1
Coding region: 1-483 (160 amino acids)
Source: RefSeq, a predicted model, not a curated record
AUGUCCUCCUUCUCGACAAAAAGGACUAGUUCUCGGCCGUGGACCGUGCCGCACCGGUCCAUGUCUUUGACACAAAUCAACAACAAUAUGGGAGCCAAUGGAAACCCACUUCAGCCAGCCUCUCUUGAAGAACAACUUCCAUCCAGUUCCCCAUCAGGGACAGAAGGCGACAUCGUCUUUGAAAGAACAUCAACAACCCUUUUCGUCGAACAACACAGAGGGCUUCACACAUUGCACAUUAAGCGCGAAUCAAGAUUGAAUGAAAUCAGGGUCAAAUUCUUCCGGAGACGAAGUGAAAGUCGAAAAUCGUUUGAAAUCGAAAGAUCGAUUGCCAUUGAGGACUACAACAAUGCCCCAUGCUGGGCACUCUUCCGUCCAUCUCCCAAGCGCAAAAUCGACGGCAUCAACCUGAAACAGCAGAACGGGAUGAGGUUCUUCGCAGAGGCCGAGAGAAUCGAGCGCGGAGCCGUGGAGAGAAAGUAA